Messenger RNA from Calidris pugnax (ruff), 3106 nucleotides. RefSeq names its product transmembrane protein 184C (gene TMEM184C). Gene Ontology annotation, biological process: transport. The record is from RefSeq and is a predicted model, not a curated record. Gene Ontology annotation, molecular function: transporter activity. Lineage: Eukaryota; Metazoa; Chordata; Aves; Charadriiformes; Scolopacidae. Bases 240 to 1577 code for a protein of 445 amino acids. The transcript is spliced from 10 exons.
GAGGGGCGGGUGUGUGUGAGGGGAGGUGCCGGGCUGGCACCGGGAGCCGCCGGGCUGAGAAGGGUUGUGGGGCGCGGAACCGGCCCCGCAGGUUCAUGUGGAGCCGGCGGGGUGUGCGGGCCUCUCCGCCGGUUGAUGAGCGCUCGGGGGGAACCGGCGGGUCCGGCGCCGGCCCGCUGAGGCGCCGCGGGGCCUGGAGCGGGGCGUGAGGAGAGCCGGUGGCCGGCCUCGCCGCCGCCAUGCCGUGCACCUGCGGGAACUGGCGGCGGUGGAUCCGGCCGCUGGUGGUGCUGCUGUAUAUCGUGGGGCUGCUGGUGGUGGUGCCGCUCUGCGUCUGGGAGCUGCAGAAGCUGGAGGUUGGAAUUCAUACCAAGGCAUGGUUUAUCGCUGGGAUAUUUCUGCUAAUGACUAUUCCAAUAUCUCUCUGGGGAAUACUACAACACUUAGUCCAUUAUACUCAACCUGAAUUACAGAAGCCAAUAAUAAGGAUUCUGUGGAUGGUGCCGAUUUACAGUUUAGACAGUUGGAUAGCUUUGAAAUACCCCAACAUUGCAAUAUAUGUGGAUACGUGUCGGGAAUGCUAUGAAGCUUAUGUCAUCUAUAAUUUUAUGGUUUUUCUUUCAAAUUAUCUAACCAACCGGUAUCCAAACCUCGUAUUAAUAAUAGAAGCGAAAGAUCAGCAGAGACAUCUGCCGCCUCUCUGUUGUUGUCCAUCGUGGGCUAUGGGAGAAGUUUUAUUGUUUAGAUGUAAACUGGGUGUUUUGCAGUACACCGUUGUCAGACCAUUUACCACCAUUAUUGCUUUAAUUUGUGAACUAGUGGGAGUGUACGAUGAAGGAAACUUCAGCUUCAACAACGCGUGGACUUACCUGGUUAUACUUAACAACAUGUCACAGCUAUUUGCUAUGUAUUGCCUCGUGCUGUUUUAUAAAGUACUACGUGAAGAGCUGAAUCCUAUCCAACCCGUUGGCAAGUUCCUUUGCGUGAAGAUGGUCGUUUUUGUUUCUUUCUGGCAAGCUGUGCUUAUUGCAUUGUUGGUGAAAGUUGGCGUUAUUUCUGAGAAACACACCUGGGAAUGGCAAAGCGUGGAAGCUGUGGCUACCGGCCUACAGGAUUUUAUCAUUUGUGUCGAGAUGUUCCUGGCUGCCAUCGCUCACCACUACAGCUUUUCCUAUAAACCCUACGUUCAAGAGGCUGAAGAAGGGUCCUGCUUUGACUCUUUUCUUGCCAUGUGGGAUAUUUCUGACAUAAGGGCAGAUAUAUCAGAGCAGGUUCGGAAUGUUGGAAGGACGGUUUUGGGCCAGCCAAGGAAAAUGUUUUUUGCUGAGGAUCACGAACAAAACGAACACACGAGUUUACUGUCUUCAUCUACUCAAGACCCGAUCUCUGAUGCUUCUUCCAUGCCAUCUUCACCCAUGGGUCAUUACCAGGGGUUUGGACACACCGUGACACCUCUCACCACGCCGACAGCAGCCCCCGCGGUCGAUGGCAUUUAUAACACUCCUGCCACGCGAGGCUCGGAGGAGUCACCCGAACUAGAGCACAAUUCAUCAGAGAAAGCUUUGGGGAAAAGUUAGACUGGCUUUUUUUUUUAAUUUGAACGUCUCAAGGAGCCUGCUGUCUGCUGGCCACACCUCUCCUGGUGACGUGUAGUGAUGAAAGACAAAAAGCUUGGAAAAGCUACUGCGCAGGGAGGAAGAGGAGGGUAUGGCUGUAACUGACAUCCCAGUUCUGAAUUCCACAAUGGAGGGGAGAGCCCCAUGAGUAUAAAACACGCACACCGUAAACGUUUCGGCUUAAAUUUAAGAAUCAACUCCUUUAAACUGCUAAACACUUAACACAUCAUGUCAAGAUGACGCCGGCUUUUAUUAAUACAAAAGAAACGUUUGGAAAAAAAAAUGCUCUGCUCUUCUAAAGGUGAGGCGUAAGUACUGCUGGUAAGGGGGAAAGUGAAUGUCAAGAAUGUAAUUUAAGGCAGGCAGCAGCAAAGAAGUGUUAGUAUUAGCUUUGGUUGUCCUCUUAAUGAUGGUAACUUCCAUACCCCGGUGCUGAACGGGGUGUGGAUGAAAGGGUAACUUCUGUACAGAUGCCAUCUUCUGCCCUUCCCUGCGUAGCUAAAAACAAAACCCCUUCAUGAAGAUGAUUAUUACAGAGCAUCAGUAAAGAAUCUACCCCAAGCAAGCAUUCCCUGCAGGCCUCGCUCUCAAAUUCCACGCUCAGAACAGAACGGUUGGCAUUAUCUGUUGUCCUUGUAGCUCUUAAUUUGCAAUUAUGUCUUUUACAUAACAGAAGAGACAGCCAGGAUGAUGAUAGGUUUGGGAAUAACACUUUACACUUGACUACUUUCUUCCUGUCCUUCUAAAAUAACGGUUACUACCCUAUUCUGGGCGGAGGGGAAUUAAGGAUGUCGAAGUAGAAAACAAAACUGAUUUAUUUUGGGCUGCAAUAAAUUCUUUAAGGCUUAGGGUUGUUUUUAAGCUGCUAAAGCAGGCUACCCUGACAAUGUGUCCCUAGUAACUUGUAUUCAUAACUUUGUGUGUGUGUGUGUGUGGAUAUUGUAUUAUGCUUCUAGUAUAGCCUGCUUUCAAAUAGACGAGUUGAUUUCAUUUAUUUUCCCCACCUACUGUCCCAGAAGAGACCUUUGCUGAGAUAAAACUGAGUAGUUAGUCUAAUACUGGAGUUACUGGUGUUAGAUUUCAGACUGAGCAUCCACACAAAAACUGACAAAACCAGAGGGGUAUUGUUUUUAUCCCAUUACCAGAUCUUUACUACUACUGCAUGUUUGCAAACUGACAAAAAAACCCCAAAACACUAGAGCACUGACCUUUUCAGUGACAUCUGAAGGUUCUCUUUCAGGAUUGUUAGCAUUUACAAGAUAAACGUUUAACUUCUGGCUGUCAGGGUAAAUUCAUUUUAAGUGCUUUUUUUUUUUGGCAGUACUAGUGUGAUGUAAAUAUUGCGCCUUACUCACUAGGCUGCGGGUUUUAGAGCUGACAGGACUUGCUGUAUUUGGAUUUAGUGAGAAAAUGCAAAUCAUCAUUUUCAAUUUGCCAAGUCAUUGCCUUUGUUGUAAAUAAUCAAUUAAAGAUUUUAUUUAAACUGUUCA